AUGAAGAUAACUGUGUUGUCCGGAUCCGCAUCUCCAGUCCCCCUGGACCCACCCGUAUUGUGCCUCGUAUGCAGGCAGGUUGGCCACACCGUGCAAUUAUGCCCAUAUCUUUCUCGAGGCAGUCGGAGUGAUAAGGAUUCAGGAAUAGAGCUUCCUGGUGAGCUCGAAGCUGCGCGCGAAGCGGCGGCAUUUGAGACUCCUUGUUCUCUCACAACCACAUCUCGAAAUCAAUCACUGUGCCAGAGAUGCGCAAACCUCGACAUUCUUGGAGCUUUCACAGCUUCUGCGCCCUUCACUCUCGCCGAUAAAUCUCCCGAAAGUGCUGCAACAAAGAAGGUUCUCCGCAUGCGAAGUUUGGGACCUAUUCUCACUCUUCAGCUACUCGCUACGUGCCCACUCUGUCGUCUUCUUUUUGACAUUACCUACCUUGAUAAGGCAGAUCUCGAGAAUGUCACGAGUCUGCUCAGGGGCCCUGGAGAAGGCGUGCUGCUGCUUGUACCCGCGUGGACCGCAAAUCGUGUGGAGCGGGAGCUGCAAUGGCCAAAAUAUGCGAAAGGAAAGGGUCCCUUUGCGAGGUGUCUGUAUACUGCGGUGAAACCGGCAUCAGACUCUUGGGCAUGGGGGACAUCGCUAGUGGACUGGGCCACAGACGCUAUUGGGAUAGAGGAUCAUGGACACGACAGAGCAGGAGCGCUAUGUGUGAAAAGAGUUGAUGCCCAAACCGCAGACUAUAGUAUGAUGCGAGCGUGGUUGCAUCGAUGUGACAAGCUACACCAUGCGACGUGCAGGCCGUUUUUGUCUGAAGGUCUGAAGAAAAUCAAGCUCGUAGACGUGGAAAAUUGCAAAAUCGUUCAGUAUCCUGUGGAGUUCUGCGACUACGUCGCGCUCAGUUAUGUUUGGGGAGGAAUCGUCCAACCAAGCUACCUCCUAGGCGACACACUCCGCGAGAUGCCUACUACCAUCGAGGACGCGAUGACCGUAACACGGGAACUGGGAAAGCGAUAUUUGUGGGUAGACUCUGUCUGCAUCGACCAGGCCAACCAGACAGAGAAGCUCGUGCAGAUCGGACUCAUGAGUGCUAUAUACAGUGGUGCAUGGGCCACGAUCAUCGCGAUGUCGGGGCAGUCUGCACGGAGUGGUCUUCCGCGGAUUUCCUCACUCGAUGGUGUGAUACCGCAGCUAUCGUACGAAAUUAGUGGCAAGCAACUGCUCUCAACAAUGCCGACCCUCUCUCAGCAAGUAUCUCAUUCACCGUGGGUGACGAGAGCUUGGACAUUCCAGGAAGGACUCCUUUCUCCGCGACGCCUUUUCUUUACCAGACAUCAGGUCUACUUUGAAUGCAAUUUGGUCCAAUGCUGCGAGUCUCUGGACGAUUCAGAAUCCCCGAUUCACGACCUGUCUGAUGAGCAACGGCGAAACUUUGUAGACAAUCUUGCUGAUCACGAGUUGUCUCCUGAGCACGUUCUUGGUAGAGGGGUCCUCAGGGAUCCGUUCAGGCCAUUUCCCAUCGGAGUCGGCCAGGAAGACCAGGAAGAAACAGGCAUGGAGAAUCCACUUCGAAGGUAUAUGAAGCUGGUUUACGCGUACACGUCAAAGAAGAUGACCAACGAUGGAGAUGCAAUACAUGCAUUUUCGGCUGUGCUCACACGUCUGCAGGACAACGAUUUUGCGCAAGGCUUCUUGUAUGGUCUUCCUCUCCGAGAACUUCCCCGCGCUUUGUUGUGGACCCAUGUCAACGACAACGUCCGGCGCCGGGUCGGGUUCCCCGCCUGGUCUUGGGCGGGCUGGGAGGGGGUGGUCAAGCCGAUUCUGGUCAAAGGAGCACAUGGAUUUGAAAAAACGAAGGAACCUCCAUUGCGCAUUUGGAAGCCAGGAAGUGAUAGUUCUCUUGAAUUACUUUAUGAAUUUAACCCGAGCGAAUGGUCCGAGGCGAUUGGAGGCGAACAGCAUGAUGACUCUGCCAGCGAAGAUACAGAUGAUUGGGAAGAUGACAGCGAAGACGAAGACUAUGAUAGUGUCGUUGAGAGUGAGCCGAGUGAAGGCAGUGCCCCGUCCUGGAUUACAUCCAGAAGUGAACCCAAGGACAAUAGAGAGGAACCAGGAGAUGAUGAGAAUGCUAGCGAGGAAGAUUCAGCUAUGUGUAGUUACCCCCCAGAACAGAUUUCUCCACCUCGCUCUCCCGUCUCAUUCUCUAGCGUGGACGAAUCAAUCCUUGAAACAGACCCUAUCCCUGCAAUAGCGAAAGCGAUGUUCGAAGUUGAUCCUAGCUAUCCGCAGAUUCCGAACUUAGACGAUGACGCUUUGCUAAUCGAGGGCAUCAUUAUUCAGAUCAAAUUCAAGAAAACGAGUCCGCAAUCAUGGCCGGGUAGUGAGCGUAUGCAUCAGCCGGGGGAUGUUGACGCGAACAUAGAGGCUGACUCACAACAAUGCUUGGUGGACCUCCGAGGCAGUUUUAGGGAAUAUCAGCUUCGGAUAUACGGGGGAAAUGCGAAGAUGGUGAUCGAGGAGCGGCACGGAGCCGUUCAAGACUACCUGAUUUUGACUCGAGAACAUGACGGCCCUGACCAUUGUACGCAUAUCUGGAAUGCGAGGCGACGUGUAUCAACAGAACCGCCUAAGGGGACACCGUCCUCCGGCACAAGUGAUUCAGAGGGUGUCGUAGAAGCUUCUCCCAUUCCGAAUGUUCUCACAUCUUCGUCAAUGAAGUCGACAUAUCACGGUCCCCUUACGACGACUUUCCGUCGAUUGAAGAUAUUCUCACUCUCGUCCUUGACCCUCACUUUUGUCAUGACACCAUUCAUAUUCAUUAUGGAGGCGACCUCCAAUCUGCCGCUCGUGGCUCGCUUCGCACUGGCCGGCAUAGCAAUGACAACGAGUGGCGUCUCGACUGCCUUGGUUGCGUGGUGCGGGCAUCCUUACGUGACAACCCUCCGAUGGGUGAAGACUGAUGGCGACGAGAACUCGGGCAGUGCGCAAGGGCUCGAGAUGACCACGCUUACACUGGGGCUGCACGAACGCAAUACACGUGUAUAUGAUACUGCGUUCCUCGUCCCUACCAGCAGGCCAUUUGCCACUUGGGAACUAGCAGAAGCGUUCCAGCUCCCCAGCUCCGAGGUCGAGCUAGCCAGAGGCCAAGGGACAAUACCGGGUGAAGAGACGGUCGCGGAGACCUUCACUCGAAAAGGGGACGUCGUUGGCAGGUGGAUCGUACGGUGGGAUGAAAAUGGCACUGGAACGUGUACUCAAGCCGGCAAGGCGAUUCGGUACUUCAAUGUUCAUCAAGAACUUCUGGAUAGGCCGGUUUCAUGA
This is a messenger RNA of Fibroporia radiculosa, 3309 nucleotides long. RefSeq lists its product as uncharacterized. NCBI's taxonomy places the organism in Eukaryota, Fungi, Basidiomycota, Agaricomycetes, Polyporales, Fibroporiaceae. The transcript has 4 exons. The coding region runs from base 1 to 3309 and encodes 1102 amino acids. The record is from RefSeq and is a predicted model, not a curated record.